AUGGCCGAUAAGAAAUUCGCAGUAGUCUUGCUUGUUUUAUUUCAACCUUGUAACAGUGAGGAGGUGGCCUGUGAUGGUAUUAUAUUCCACGAGGUGUACUAUGAUAGAGAAAUACUAUUCAGAGACCUCGGAAGGCCUUAUAACUUGAUCAUGCACAAGUUCUCUGGGUUACUGUUCUUCAGUCAUACGGUGCAGAACGUGACACAUGUCGAUUUCACUAUAACAACCUGUCACGUAGACAAGAAAGAGUGUCACGACGUAAGAGGCAUCCCUGGUGGCUACGCAAUCGCUUACGAUCCUGGCAACGACGACAUCUACUUGGGCGGUCAUGAUGGUAUAUACAAAUACAACUUCCUAACUCAGUCUGCCGAAUUCUUCGCCGAAGAAGGGAAGAGCAUAUGGGGUAUAUUCGUCAAGAGAAACUUUUACUACAUCCAGUACCCGAACCAAAAACUUCACGUAUACCAAGACGACAAUUUUGUGCCCGUUUUUGAAGCUAGAAACAUUGAAAUAGAUCACUUUUUUAUAUCUAAACAUAUGGACAUAUAUUUUUCUAAUCGCACUGCUUUAUAUAAAGUUGAAAGACCUAAGAAAGAGGCUAUUCUUCUUAACGAUGACACGGUUAUAAGACAGAUAGUUGAAGAUGGUUAUGGAGAUAUAUACUUUUGUGCUAGUGACGGUAUUUAUAUAGAAGACAAACCGUAUACUAGAACCAAACAAGUAGCACAAAUAAAUCAGGCUUUUGGAUUAACAUUUGAUGAACAUGAUAAUAUAAUUUAUUCUGAUCAAGAUUCUAUAUACAGAUUACUUCCUAGUAAAUCUAGUAACCUGUGCUAUCAAGCAAUUAAAGCAAUGGCUGCUCGGGAUCCUGAGGCGAAAUCAGUGCCGAGGGAACAUAUCAUUAGCUGA
Diatraea saccharalis (sugarcane borer) is the source of this 909-nucleotide messenger RNA. Lineage: Eukaryota; Metazoa; Arthropoda; Insecta; Lepidoptera; Crambidae. The record is from the annotation of a GenBank genome assembly.